AUGACUGUAUGGUUUUUGAAAAACAAGGAAGGUGAUGUAAUACCACCAGAAGAAAUAACAUCCGAACAACGGUGUAAACUCUCAAAGCUUACUCGAGAUGAUCUAUUUCCACCAAAAUUUAGCAUAGAUGAGAUUGAACCGUUAAAGUACAAUCAGGAUGGUACACCCAAAGAUAAGCGUUGGAUGAAUUCAUUCAUGUGCUUUCGAAGGGUAUUAGGACUCCAUUAUAAACGUUUCAAAAUUGUCUUCAAUGGUACCGAACUUUCGCAACUUGCCAAGCUGAUCUGGUAUGGUGCUAGCGAAGAAGAGAGGAAUAUAUAUAAACAAAUUUCAAAAGAUUUGAGAGAAAGACAUUAUCAACUUAUUCCUAACUACGUAUUUCGUAAGGCGCCAAAACCUACCGAUGAUUAUAUAAAUUACGGUCCUGAAACCUUUGAAAGAAAAAGGAAGUGCGAAGAUGAUAUCCAAAGGGUUAAGAAACGAAUAUGUAAAAAAGAUUCAGAGUCUACGAACGUCAUCGUGCUCAGUGAAUCAUUCAAUAAAUCAUUCAGUGAAUCAUUUAAUGAAUCAUUCAGUGAAUCAGAUAAUAAACAACCUACUUCAACAACUUUAAAUACCGUGGCAUAUUUUCCAUACGACGGACAAAAUUUUACUGAAGUAGAACCAUUUCAACAAAAUAAUCUCUGUAACAUUGAUUCAACAGCGGAUUAUACGCUAUGGUCGCAAAGUUUCGCACCUACUGUAGAUCCUGGAAUGAAUAUGCCAUUAGGAUUUCCAGAAAACUUAGUAUUUCCAAACGAAAACUUGAAUUACAUAUUGUUCCACGACGGAACAAACUUUCAGGACACUUACGAGAUCCCGAUUUCUUGUGAAGUCUCCUUAAACGAAAGUUUCGAUAAUUCUUGUUGUUACUAUCAACCAAUAAAUUAG
Molecule: messenger RNA, 930 nt
Organism: Dentiscutata erythropus
Lineage: Eukaryota; Fungi; Glomeromycota; Glomeromycetes; Diversisporales; Gigasporaceae
Source: the annotation of a GenBank genome assembly